AUGACCCCCUCAUCGAAUACCAGUCCUGCUCCGUUGCCGCGACGAUUAUCGUGUGACCGUUGCCAUUACCAGAAGUUGAGAUGUACACGAACCGGGGACAGCCAAACGAGUACUUGCAACCGCUGCAUUCGACAGAACGCACAAUGUGUUUACAGCUCCAGUCUUCCCAAAGGAAGACCGAGCAUGUACCGUCUAGCAAACGAGCGUCGCCCUCCAGCGAGCCCGAAGACCGCCUCUUCCACUACGAGCUCCGCCAGUUCCGAUGUCCCACCUGCUGCGAAGACGGAUGGGGCUGAAAUAGCUGAGAACAGCAUGCAGAUUAGCGAGUCUUCCACCGCAAACGACGACAUUGAUCAGCUGCUAGCUGGAGCCAUUGGCCCAUCCUGGAUGCACCCGAUGGAAUGGAACGACAUGCAGAUCGAUACAUGUAGUGGAGAUGAGUUCUUGAACCUGCUCCACCACAACCCUCCAACACCGCCGUCGGCCUGUUUCACAGGUUCCCAAACACCCAUGUUUGAGCUCUUUGAGAGUGCCACCACCAUUGCAAAGAGUGACCCCGAUGUGGGAAUUGCCCAGCUGUCUCAGCUAAGCACACGUCUGUAUCCAAUUCACAGGAGGAGUUGUAGCUUGGCAGAGACAGCAGGAUCAUCUGGCCAGAUGAGCCCAGACAUGGGCCAACAACACAAGACCCAAGCUUUGAUCGAUGAUAAUGCUUUCAUAGUGGUCGCCAAAUGGCUGGUUCAGGGCGUAUCAACCAACAUGGACAUCCUCUUUCGUGCAGGCGAUCACCGUCUCCACAACCCGAACAUCAACCCGGCGCUUCAGUCGGAGCCCCCCACUACGGGUGAGACUCUGAACGACCUUUUUGCAGCCUCCCACCACCUUCUCGAAAUCUUGAGACUGCUGCAGUCCAACGUUACAGGCGGGAACAGCAACGACAUGGACGUUGCCGCAGCACCAGCGGGAGCAACCGACUUUUGGAGAAGCAUCACCCCGCAGUCGACAGACAGCAACGAUGGCACCGCUGGCUUUGGCGAGGGGUCCAAGCCGGUCCCGACGGCCUCGGCCCCUUCCUCCAGCCAUGGCCGUCCGUCGUCGUCCAGCGAGUACUCGUCGACAGUUGUCAGACACCUGGUCAUCGCCUGCCACACCCUCCUUCUCAACAUCUACAUUGCCGUGCUCAUCGCUCUGCAGCACGACGUGGACCUCCGGAAUUCCUCUCUUCCUGCCGAAGCAGCAGCCCUGGCGGACAUGCGCCUGGUUCUCGUGGUCCAGCUUUGCUCUUACCUGAUCAAGCGCCAGCACCAAGCCGUCGACGUUUAUCUUUCUUUUCCCAACACCCUCACGCAGAAUGUUGAACCGAGCAGCCCCUCUUCCAACACCGCCAGCGGCAAUGGGGAGGUGAGAAGCGACCUGGAACUGGAAGUUCAGCAACGACUUUCGAAAUUGAGACAGACACUCCGGAUCUAA
Molecule: messenger RNA, 1470 nt
Organism: Podospora anserina S mat+
Lineage: Eukaryota; Fungi; Ascomycota; Sordariomycetes; Sordariales; Podosporaceae
Exons: 2
Coding region: 1-1470 (489 amino acids)
Biological process (GO): regulation of DNA-templated transcription
Molecular function (GO): DNA-binding transcription factor activity, RNA polymerase II-specific; zinc ion binding
Source: RefSeq, a predicted model, not a curated record